GAGGAGGAGGAGAUGGCGGCGAAGGCGCGGGAAGAUGGCGUCCCCAACCUGGCGCCAGGGCCGCGGGGCUGCGAGCACUACGACAGAGCCUGUCUCCUCAAGGCACCUUGUUGUGACAAGCUUUAUACUUGCCGCCUGUGUCAUGAUACCAAUGAAGAUCAUCAGCUAGAUCGCUUCAAAGUAAAGGAAGUGCAGUGCAUCAACUGUGAAAAACUCCAGCACGCCCAGCAGACAUGUGAAGGGUGUAGCACAGUGUUUGGAGAAUAUUACUGCAAUAUUUGCCACCUGUUUGACAAAGAUAAGAAGCAGUAUCAUUGUGAGAACUGUGGGAUUUGUAGGAUUGGUCCAAAGGAAGAUUUUUUCCAUUGCUUGAAAUGUAACUUAUGCCUAGCCAUGAAUCUUCGAGGAAAACACAAGUGUAUUGAAAAUGUUUCCCGGCAGAAUUGUCCAAUAUGCUUGGAGGACAUUCACACGUCCCGUGUUGUCGCUCAUGUCUUGCCGUGUGGGCAUCUCCUACACAGAACGUGUUAUGAAGAAAUGUUGAAAGAAGGUUACAGAUGCCCAUUGUGUAUGCAUUCUGCCUUAGACAUGACUCGGUACUGGAGACAGUUAGAUAAUGAGGUAGCUCAGACUCCUAUGCCGUCGGAAUACCAGAAUGUGACUGUUGACAUUCUCUGCAAUGACUGUAAUAGACGAUCCACAGUCCAGUUCCAUAUCUUAGGCAUGAAAUGUAAGCUGUGUGAGUCGUACAAUACUGCUCAGGCUGGAGGCCGCAGAGCCUCAGUGGAUCAGCAGUGAGGAGAAGCCUGUCCUUGACUCUGGGAUGUAGAUGAAUGAAGCUCUCUGUGUAAAAGAUCCCAAUGUCAGAUCUGACUGUGCGCUAGAGAUGCACACCAGUCACAACCGCGGACCACACCGUACACACCUGAGGACUCAAGACUCUGGGUGGAAUUGUAAUGGCGCUUACUGGGUGAAGCCACUGAGCGUGUGUAGACUGGAAAUUCCUUUUGUGUCAAGUUUUGAAGGGAAUGAUGUUUGUCCCAGAUAGAGUCACAUUCAUCGAAAUAUUUUAUAUUUUCAUGGAACUUUAAGUGACACUAUGCACGCAGAGUUAAUUUCUAGUUCUUGAUAGAACUGCAUUCAAUUUUAACUAGUCUUUGAUUUUAAGGGCUGUACUAUAAUUUUUAAGUUCUUAUUAUUAAAAUCUGAUUACAUGUGCUUUUUGAUUUUCUAAGUCAGUCCUUUGAAUACUAAGCAUACAACUUUAUGUAAUAAAUUUCUAGGAAAUUGUACUGAAACAUUGUUUUACAGACUUUUUUCCCUUCAGGUUAUUUUUGGCUCUGUUGUGACAACAUAAGCCAUUUUAACUUGUAAAAGAUGCUCCCUUUUUUCUUUUGGAUGAAUGAUUUGGGAAAGUAGUAUAUAAAGUAAUGAAGCUCUUCCAAGGCUUUAAGGCAACUGUUAAUGUUACAAGUUCUUUCAGCCUGCUAAAAUUAUGUCUCCUCAGAGUAGUUUAUUAGUCAGUAUUUUAUCAAGCAGAUAUAAGCCAGUUGGGGUUCCAGAUGCUUUAUAAAUGACAGUGAGCAAUAAACAAAAGUUCCUGCCCUUGUA
Messenger RNA from Apodemus sylvaticus (European woodmouse), 1611 nucleotides. It is a transcript of the gene Rchy1, whose product is annotated as ring finger and CHY zinc finger domain containing 1. Gene Ontology annotation, cellular component: nucleus. NCBI's taxonomy places the organism in Eukaryota, Metazoa, Chordata, Mammalia, Rodentia, Muridae. Gene Ontology annotation, molecular function: zinc ion binding; ubiquitin protein ligase activity. The record is from RefSeq and is a predicted model, not a curated record. The transcript is spliced from 9 exons. Bases 13 to 798 code for a protein of 261 amino acids. Gene Ontology annotation, biological process: ubiquitin-dependent protein catabolic process; protein ubiquitination.